CGCCGUGAAAUACGAAAAAUGGCGGGCUUUACGAAACUAUUCGUGAUGUUUUGUUGUUUAGUUUAUUUCGAAUGUUCGCUCGGUAUUUGCAGAUCUUCGAACAUUCGAGGCGUCUACCAAUACGUUUCUUUUGUCGAUUCAUUAACUGAUAUCGAAUAUUCUUCAACCCGACCAAACGUCGGUUCUUCUUUUCGUUUCGGGAAUGUUUUCAAAAUACAAUUUGAGGCAUUCAACGUAUCGUUUCGAAUUCUAGCGACAAAAACGUACGAUCUUCCUAUUAACGAAGAUGCCAAAAUCACUAUAUACGACAGAUCCCGCAGUCGAUCAAUACCCUGGAAGGAGAUGAGAAACGUGAUCUUCUACGAAGGUAUAUUAGUGGAUCGGAUGGAUUCUAAAGUCAGCGGUUAUCGCAGGAAAGGAAUAUUCCAGAGUAUCGUACAUAUCGGAGACGAGACGUAUAAUGUGGAACCUCUAAGUGACUAUAUAAAGGACUGUUCACUUUAUAAUGCGAUUGUUUUUAGAAAAAUGUGGAGGAAUGGAUCCGUGGCGAUGGACGGGAAUUCGAGAAAUGAAGGAGGAUAUCUUUAUCGACCGAUUAAAAUCCAAGCUAACUCGAAAGACAACAGAUGGGCCAACAAAGUUUGUAUGAUAGAGAUCGUUUCUGAUCACACUUUCUACAAGGCUCUGGGUUCUAACGAAGCAGAUGUCAUCGCCGAGAUGCUAUUCGUGGUGAGAGAAGCCAACGAAAUCCUUCAGCAAGUUGAUUUUAACGGAGAUGGAAUUUUGGAUAACGUCGGUUUGAGAAUCGAAGAAAUCUCCGUUUAUAAAAAUAAAGAUGAUAUUAACUAUACGACGGGCGCGGCCGUUACCGACCCCAAGAAGUACAUGUCGGAUUUGACGCGAAGAGUGCAAGAUCACUGUCUUUCCUACACCUUCACUCACAUCGAUUUCGAAAGAUCCGUGGUCGGGCAGGCCUUCACCGCCAGUGCCAAUCCAUCGGCUCCUCCCGGAGGAAUUUGCGAAAAACCCCGUGAAAUGUACGGCAGAUUGUUCAGCUACAACGUGGGUUUUGUUACUUCACUUAAUAACGGAAGUCAGAUGUCGAGGAUGGUUUUCGUGGAAACCUUCACUCAUGAAAUAGGCCAUAGUUUCGGUAGCCAUCAUGAUCGCGAAGAGGAAAAUGAGUGUGCUCCCGGGUUCGAAGAGGGAAAUUUCAUCAUGGCAGUCACUUCUAACGACGGUACGAAACCCAAUCAUCGCAAGUUCUCGCCCUGUAGCAUCGCUCAGAUAUCCUCCAUCUUAGCCAAAAGAGGUGACUCCUGUUUACUAAUUUACAACCUAUCAUUAUGCGGAAAUGGCAUUACCGAACGAGGCGAAGAAUGCGAUUGUGGAACAUUCCUUACUUGUAAUAGAAUUGAUCCCUGUUGCGCUCCCAGGGAUGGCUACGAAUCCGACGACGAAUGCACCAUCAGACGCAGCUCUGGUUACGUCUGCAGUCCCAGAGAAUCUUCCUGUUGCACUCCUGAUUGCCGGGUGGAUACCGACACUAAUAGAACUUGUGGAACCACUCUUCGCGAAUGCGAGGAUCGAAGACACUGCGACGGAAAUUCACAACGUUGUCCCUCCGCAAUUCCCAAACCAGACGGAACUCCCUGCCAAACUGAUUCUAGAGUGUGUUCUGGAGGCUCGUGUAAUCAGUCGGUAUGUUUGUUCUUUGGAUUGAUGACAUGCCAAUGUGAAGAAGAAGAUAAACUGUGUGAUGUAUGCUGCAAAAGAGGGAAUUCUCCCAAAUGCAGACCGGCGAUAGAUUUUGGAAUACUUACGAACGAGGGAAAGGCAUAUAGAAAACAUCCUGGUGAAUAUUGUAUGGGUACUCAUGCUGUUUGUAACAAGGAUCAUCAAUGCGUGGAAAGUUACGAAGAAGAUCGAACUCUGAUCGACGUAUUGAAACCCACGUCUACCAUUCCAUUUUAUGGUUUAAUCGUUGAUUAUUGGUUUUACUUCUUUCUUCUCGUUCCAAUAAUAAUUGUUUUAUGGUACGCUUUAAAGGCCGAUGCGUACUCGAAAUCCGAAUUGGUCCGCAAUUUUCGCAGUCGCAUUACAGAAAUCGAAGAACAAUUGAGAAAAGAACAAAACGAAGAGAAAUUAGAAGAAGUGGCUCGAGUGUCGGUACUUUUUCCCACGGUACCCGCAUCCAUCAUUCGAACCCUGUUUACCGAAUCGAACCCAGAACACGACGCCAUCGUUCAUCUUCUGAGGGGAGGUCAUCCAAUGAGAACUAUUUUUCGUUCGAAAUGAACUCUUUUUAGUGUUUAAUUAAUAUAUUUUCGUAUUUCCUGUUUUGUUAAUGAAUAACCUUUAUUGUUCUAUCGAAUUUUUGUUUAUAUACUUUGUUUAAAGAGCGUCAGUUAUUACGCAUUUUCUUCUUUCUGUUUACAAGUUAUUUAAUCAAUAAACUGUUUUAU
Centruroides sculpturatus (bark scorpion) is the source of this 2465-nucleotide messenger RNA. Its product is annotated as disintegrin and metalloproteinase domain-containing protein 10-like. Gene Ontology annotation, molecular function: metalloendopeptidase activity. Gene Ontology annotation, cellular component: plasma membrane. NCBI's taxonomy places the organism in Eukaryota, Metazoa, Arthropoda, Arachnida, Scorpiones, Buthidae. The transcript is spliced from 4 exons. The coding region runs from base 19 to 2298 and encodes 759 amino acids. The record is from RefSeq and is a predicted model, not a curated record. Gene Ontology annotation, biological process: membrane protein ectodomain proteolysis; Notch signaling pathway.